Messenger RNA from Thlaspi arvense, 1536 nucleotides. Lineage: Eukaryota; Viridiplantae; Streptophyta; Magnoliopsida; Brassicales; Brassicaceae. The record is from the annotation of a GenBank genome assembly.
AUGAAGCUGAGACUCCGAUCUAUCGAAACCAACGGCACCCAGAAAAUCGAAGUGCCUGACUCUUGCUCGCUUCAGCACCUGAAAGACGUGGUUUUUCAGCGGCUCUCUUCUUCGUUUUCCACUGCUCCAGCCUCUGUGCACCUCUCUCUAAAUCGGAAGGACGAGCUUGUCGGUUCUUCAACUCAGGAAUCUCUCCAGUCUCUGGGAAUUACCUCAGGUGAUCUCGUCUUCUUCACUUCUAACCCUAAUGCAUUUGUGCCCAAUUCUCCAAUUGGGCAAUCUAGUUGCAAUCCUGAAGAGACAAAAUCAGCGCAACCCCAGAAUUUACGGGAAUUGGUGACAUUAGAACCCACUUUGGAGGAGGAGCGAACCCUAGAUCAGAGUCUAGCUUUGGGCACCCAAAAGGAGGAAACCCUAGGUUUCGACUCUGUGAAGACUGAAAUCUUAGAUUCUGAAUCAAGGAAGAGUGACAUGAAAUUCGAGGCAGAGGAAAACCCAGGAACGUCUGGCAAGGUGGACAUGGAUGUUGAUGAUGAUGUGUCUAUGGUUGAGGAGGGGAAAUCGUUCUCCGUGCCAUGUUUUCUCAGGAAAGUUUUCCGGAAGGAGGUGGGUGAAGGUGGCGGUGGCGAUCACAAGCUUUUGGUGAUUGCUGUCCAUGCUGUUCUUCUGGAAUCUGGAUUCGUUGGCUUUGAUUCCAUUUCGAGGAUGAAAGUUGAGGGGUUCCAUCUUCCAGAUGAAUGGCCUUCUCGUGCAUUCACUCUGUCUCUAUGGUACACUCUUCCUGAAAUUGUCAAUGGGGCUGAAACUGUUGUCUUAAAGUUUCAGAGUUUGGGAAAGUAUGUGAAUGUUUAUGGAUCUUUGACUGAGAAAGGAUCUAAAUCAUAUCGGGUGUGCUUGGCUGAGGACCAAUUGGUUUUCUUCUUAAAUCUCUUGUGGGCAAAUUGUGAAUCAGUUGAUCUGAUGAGUGAAAAGAACAGCUCUGUCAAACCUGAGAAGGAAGUUUUUGAGUUUUGGAAGACUGUAAAGGAUAGGCUUGCACUGCCCCUGUUGAUAGAUUUAUGCGACAAGGCCAAUUUGCCUCCUCCACCAUGUUUUAUGCGCCUUCCAACUGACCUUAAGUUUAAGAUUUUGGAGUCUCUCCCCUUUGUUGAUGUUGCCAGAAUGGGAUGUGUUUCCUCGGAACUGAGCUAUUUGGCUUCAAAUGAUGAUCUGUGGAAGCAGAAAUAUCUGGAGCACUUUGGCAAUGCGGAGUACCUGCAGGGAGGUAAUAACUGGAAAGAGAAGUUUGCCAAGUGCUGGGAGACUAGAAAGAAGAGAAGGGUUGAGAGAAAGAUUGUAAGAAGGAUAAAUUUUCCUGUUGUACCCGGGACAGAACCUAUGCCUUGGCUGCUCAUCAGAGACAACCCUUAUCCUUUUAUAGUUCCCAGAAUUAUAGGUGGCGAUUAUGACGUAGGACCUGGAUUUGGCCAGAGUGUUCCAGCAGUUCCUCGCCGGAAUGUCACGCCUCACCGUAAUUUGGGAGGACGCCGCAUCUAG